Poecilia latipinna (sailfin molly) is the source of this 9519-nucleotide messenger RNA. RefSeq lists its product as uncharacterized. The coding region runs from base 266 to 7492 and encodes 2408 amino acids. Gene Ontology annotation, biological process: protein import; protein targeting; intracellular protein transport. Gene Ontology annotation, cellular component: membrane. The transcript is spliced from 10 exons. Gene Ontology annotation, molecular function: ATP binding. Lineage: Eukaryota; Metazoa; Chordata; Actinopteri; Cyprinodontiformes; Poeciliidae. The record is from RefSeq and is a predicted model, not a curated record.
GACUCAGCCAUGAGUCUGCAGACAGAACAACCUGAGUUCAUGCUGCAGCUGCUCACACACAUAAACACACACACACACUGGGAGUUCCCUAAUAAACUUUUUGUAACCUCUGAUGUCAUCUCAACACUGUGCUGUGAUUGGUCCUCUGCAGAUACCCCUAAAAAGCAGCGGACCAUGAGGAAACAUCCCACAGCAGCAGACAGCUGGGAAGGACUGAGGGACACACAGCAGGACUCUGUCUGCAGCGUCCAGCACAAGCAGAGAGAUGGUAAUCACUAUUACAGUAACCAAUGAGACCCCUUACACCUGGUACCACUCUUAUGAAAAAGACAAGAGCGGGACAAAAUUGAAGCCACAUGGUACAGCAACAGGAAGAUGGCCUUUAGGAUUUUCGUUGUUAAAAUAUCCAUUCCGAUUGUUUGAUGCUGUUCUGGACAGAGGCGUUUACCUUAGCUAUGGAAACCACUCUGAAUGGGACCUCCACUCUGACAAUCGCAUCGAUGAUUUCACUGUAAGAGAGAGCGAUGAUCGGGAACACUUUGAGCUGGUCAACAGUUCUGAUGAAGUGGUUGACCACUGUCCCAACUACGCAAGAAUCGAAGAAGAGAAACUAGAAAGAGAAGAACGCAAAAGACGGCAACAAGAAGAGAAACGUCAGAGGGAAGAAGAAGAGCAGAGGCGCCAGGCAGAGCUGGAACGAAAAAGAAAGAUCCAAGAGGAGACCAAGAGGAGACAAGAACAGGAACGCCGAGAAUGGGAACGUCGAGAACGUGUACGACGAGAACAAGAAAGGCAAGAACACGAACGACGAGAAUGGGAACGACAAGAACGUGAACGACGACAAUGGGAACGACAAGAACAGGUACGACUGGAACUUGAAAGGCAAAAACAGGAAAGGCAAGAACGUGAACUACGAGAAUGGGAACAAUGGAAGAAACGGCAAAAAGAACUGCAGAGAAAAAGGCAAGAAGAGGAGAAAAGACGCCUGGCAGAGCUAGAGCAAGCCAGGAGAAUCCAAGAGCAGAUUGACUGGGAGAAUAAAACCUCCAAGAGAAAGAUCAGAAAAGCUCAGGAAAGACUUCAAGAGCAGGAACAAGUCAGAGCUCGAGAACACCAGCAGCAAAAGACUGAAGUUCUGUACCAGUUGCUGGACAAUCAUACAGCUUACAUAGAGAGGGAUGAGUUCAGAGAUGUGCAGCAACGAUUUGAAGAACUUCUGUCAAGCUACCAAAUCAAAGAGAAAGAGAAGUCAAAGAUAAACCUUGAAGACAGAAUGAAGUCUCUCCAAAAUGUGCUGAUAUUAAAUUACCUAGAACAGCACAAUAUCCCCAUCUGGUCACAGUGGGCUUUGGAUCAGGCCACUGGAUACGUGGAUCUGUCCCUGACCGAGCGCUUCAGUGUUCUGGAGGCUGUGGUCAAGGUUACUCUGGAGGGUGAGCCUGAUUUUCAGUCUCAGCACAGAACUGGACAAGACAAAAAAAACAAAUUCUUUCUCAGUUUGGAAGCUCAGCUGCAGAUUUCUAAUCCAACUCUAGCCAGACGGGUUUUAGUAAAUAUUCUUGAAAUUACUUCAAAGUUACCAAAACAAGGCAAGGAGAUCCUCAGUCAAAUACUUUUCAACAACAUCUGGACUCCAAAAGAAAUCAAGCUGUUCAUUGGACGGACGUUGGGCAUGGAUCAGGAAAAAGUCUCAAACAUCCUUCACUGGGUAUGCACCUAUAGGCUAAGCUGCAUACUGGCCGUCACUGCACUGAAUCACAAAGAUCCCAUAGGAUAUAUUCGAGACUGUAUAUCAUGUGAGGAAGACAAAGAUCAUGAGACUCUCCUGAGUGAAAUGCAGGAAAAUAACUAUCCAGAGGAUCUCCUGUCACAACUGGAAGACACUCUUCAGUACAUUGAGGCUGUGUUGCCCAGAUGUAAAGGAGUGGACCUAGAGUCAGACUUGAUUGAAGACUGUAAAAGGUGGAUAGUUUCAAUAGACUUUUCCAAUCCAAACACUGAUAUGCUAAAGAGCAUCCUCAUUGUCAUGUCCAUAGCCGUGAAGACGUGCACAACCUUCAUCACCUCCAGUGGAAAGAGUGUUCAGGGAUACUUUCCCAGACUGACUCAGCUUGCAUCGUUACUGCUACUGCUGCUACAACAGUCCCAGAACAAACGAGGAUGCCUCUUGGAAAUCGGAACCGGUGAGGGAAAGACCUGCAUCUUAGCCAUGUUUGCCACCAUCCAGGCGAUACGAGGUACUGCGGUGGAUGUUGUGACCAGCUCCCCUUUGCUUGCCAUUCGUGAUCAAGAGGAGUGGAAAAAACUCUAUGCAAUGUUUGGUGUGACCUCAUCAACUGUUCCUCCACAACACCAAAUUAAAAGUUCCUUUGAAGACCAUGACAAGCUGCUUGAAGAAGCUUAUUCUAUGCAAGUAGUUUAUGGCACUGUUUGUACUUUUGCUGCAGACAUACUGAGGCAAGAGUUUGAGAAGAAAACAACUCGAGGACAGAGAAAGUUUGACUGUGUUAUUGUGGAUGAAGUGGAUUACAUGACAUUGGACAGUGGAGUCCAGGUGACCUUCUUGUCGCAUCAAGCCAGUGGGCUGAGACACCUGGAACAGGUCCUAGCAAGUAUCUGGGCCUUGAUGUCUACCUGCCGUCCGAUAGAAAUAUUUGAAACAGGCGAGAUCCAAUGGGGAACUAGGAUCCAGUACUGUCACAAGGUUGCCAAGCAAGCUGUGGUUGGCCCACAAUCAGACUUUUCAGAAGCUGACAUACUGUUGCUGGGUGUGAAGCUGGGCCUUUAUUCUCAGGAGGAUCUCAAUCAAGUAAAUGAAGCAGUGAGUCAAACUCAGACAGAGAAAGGCAGCUCUGAAGAUCCCACAUUGAAAGUCAUUGGAACCAUCAUGGCCAAGUUGGGACAUCAGCAGCAGCAUGAGCUGUUCAGGGAACUUGAGACAGCAGUGCUUGAUGGCGUGGUGGUGGACUGUUACUCACUUGUAAACAACAAAGCCAAGCGCUACGGUAAAGACAAUUCUUCUGCAGACCCUGAUGUCAGGAUCCUUCUUCUGCAGAACGGAUGUGCCUGUGAAAUCAUGUCUGAGAAAUCACUCACUGAGUCAACUCUUGAAAAACUGAAAUCCAAAAUUAGAUUUUCUAGUGAGUGCUCAUUAAAGUCGGUGGAUGAAACUCAGGGAUAUAUUGUGAUUCCAUCUUUCUUGAAAGAGUAUGUUGAGAAUCAGUUGCCCAUUUUUGCAGAGAAUGCCUUGAGAGCCAUUCAGAUGGCGCUAGAUAGAGAGUACAUGAUUGAAAAGACACCAGAGGUUGACAGGCCUGGUUUCUGCAGUGACGAUUCUCAUCAUUAUGAUGCCAUAAUUCCUGUGGACUUCCAGGCCAGUGGGGUACUAGAGAAAAACAAGCGCUGGGGUGAAGGCCUGCAACAGUUUUUGGAGAUGAAACACCAACUGGCAAUUUCACAAUUAUCUAACGUCACAAACUACAUGUCAAAUGUCCACUUCUUUAAAAAGUACCUGACAGGCAAAGGGAUUUUUGGAGUCUCUGGGACAUUAGGGGGCAAAGCAGAGAAAGCAUUUCUAAAACGGCAGUACAAAACAGCCAGUUACAUCAUUCCAGCUCACCGUCAUAAAAAGCUUGUAGAACUGCCAGCAGUUCAGGUUUCUGGAGGAAAAACUGAGUGGAUCCAGGUCAUCUGUGAAACUACAUGGAGAGCUGCAGACAGAGGGCAGGUUGUUUUAAUUAUCUGUGAGGAUGUCAAGACUGCCAAGGAGCUGAAGGGUAAAGUACAGGUUCAAAAAAGACACUCUGCCAAGAUCAGCAUGUAUACAAUCAGCGAAAAGCACAACAUUGAAAAGGAGACUUUCAGAAAGGGACACAUCAUCAUAGCUACAAACCUUGGAGGCAGAGGAACAGACAUACAUGUUCACCAAGAAGUCAAUGAGUGCGGAGGCCUCUUUGUGCUUCUCACAUACUUCCCUGGAAGUCACCGUGUAGAGAGACAGGUGUUUGGACGCACCGCCCGCAAAGGAAACCCAGGAAUGGCACAGAUGAUACUCAACCGGGAUCUUCUGGCACAAGCAUACCAAGGCCACUCAGUGGAAACCAUGAGACAACUCAGAGAGGAGUACGAAGUCAGACGUUUGGAUGGUAUGGAGAAAAAUGAGCUGCUUCAAAUUGAAAUCAAGGAAAAUCUGUUCGCCACAUUUUGUGAGUUUCUCUGUGACUUUGACAAGCACUACACAGAAGAGGAGAGGAGGGAUAUCAAAAAGCUGAUGUCAAAAGAUCUUCCUGAGUGUUUUAAGAGCCAUCGUCAAAAGUUUGAUUAUGAGACUGCAAUCAAUGCUUUGAAAGAAUCAUGGGCCUUGUGGCUCAUCCUCCAUGAAGAGCACUUCAGCAGGCACAAUGAUAUCCUCCUUCUGAAAGAAAACCUUAUGAAGGGGUUGAAGAACACUGCCGAUCAAAUCUUAAAGGGGAGGAGGAACAAUUUCUACGACUACAUUAAACUGGCAAAAAGCAGAACUGACAUACACCGCAGCAACAAAAAGGAAAGCGACUUUGGAGCAUUGCUGUACUGGCAGAGUGCUGUGCAGUGCGAUCCUUUCUACUGUGCUGUGGCACUUUAUAACCAGGCGUACAUCACAGUCAACCUGCAAAGGAGUGGCUACAAAGAGGAAGCAAAGCAAUUGUUGGAAAAAGCAAAGACUGCUGUGGAUGUGUACCUGUCAGAGUCAACAAACACCAUGAUGUUUUGUAAUUUGGCCAUGACUAAUGACUUCUUACCCCACCACAAAGACAGCAAUCUGCAGAACCAAAUGAAAGCCAGAAUGAGUGUCUUCAAAUGUUGGAAAGGAUACAUUGAGAAUGCCCUGAAAGCCCUCCAACACAUUGAGAACAGCAAAGGAGAGGCUAUCUUAGAAGACUCCAGUGUUUACAGUCUUUCCAAAGACAAAGACCCCAUCACCAUGAAUGAAAUAAUGGUACUUCAUGAGUUUGGUCUCUGCAUCGUGUUUGAUGUUAAAAAGAAACCAGAGUUUUCCAUCGACGCCUUUGCUUGUUUUUGUCUUGGAGUUGUCCAAGUGGCGGCAGGUGUUCUCGUUUGUGCUCUGUCCUAUGGAAGCGCCAGCCAGUUUGGGCUUGGACUCAUCAGUGAAGGAGUUUCUGACAUGAUUCACGGCAUAAAGGGGAUGAUACAAGGAAGCUUUGACUGGGCUGAGUGGGCAAUCUCCAAAGCCAUCAGCAUUGGGGUGUCUCUGGUCUUUGGUGGACUGAGCAAACUCAAGGGAGCUGUAAGGGCUGUACGAAGUGGUGCCAAAGGUCUGGUUGCUGGGGCUAAAUGUAGCUCCAUCCUCACAGUGAAAGAGUGCUGUAAACAUGCAGGGAAAUUUGCUGUUCAGGAACUGGCAAAGCAGGGAUGUGUCGCUGCGCUAAGUUACACUGUCAGCAAUGCACUUCCAGCUGUUUUUAAAAGGAUUCUGAAUGAGGCCUUCAGGGACAAAGUCUUUUCAAUGAUAAAAGCUAAUAGCCGUCUGGAGUCUGCUCUCACAAACUUCAUUUGUUCAGCAGUACCAAAGACGGCCAUGGAGCAGAACUUCACCAACUUCACAAUAGACAUGAGUUGUGAGAAUGAAAUCCGUCUAUCAGUGGACAUGAUGACGCGAGACAUAAUCCCUGACCUGAUGAUGGACUGCACCCAGGUUGGUAAAGUUCUUGAUACCCUGUCAGAGGUCUGUGGUUCUGUGGCACGGCACAUGGAGAAACAGAAAGAGAUUAAAGUGCUGAUGAAGCUUUUGGAGUCGGCUCAGUAUAUCAAACUCUGUGUAGAAAUCUUGAAUUCAUUUCCUACAGAAGAUGUCAUUCAUAAAGCCUUUGUGCCUGGGUUGUUGAAAAGCCUGGAUCAGCUGCCGCAGGAAAAGUAUGACAAGGAUGGAAGACACUCAUUAGCUGAUGUGAAAAGGCUUAAAAAAGACCUUCUCCACAUUAUAGCUUCAAGUGUUUUAGAGUCAUUUGUUGAAGCUUGCUCAAGACACAUGACCUCCAUCAUCACCAGAACCUGCAUGACUCAAAUAAACAGCGCUGCUAGCAGUGCUGUUGGGAACCUACUGGGCAGGGCUAAUACUCAAGGUUUCUUUGACAACCAGCUGUAUAAACACCAAAUGAAGGAGGCCAUCCGCAGACCGUGUGAAUCUCUUUCAGAGGAGAGCAAACAGGACCUUCAUUGUUACAUAGAGGAGGUUUGUGAUGUUGACCGUCCUGCUUCAGCUUUGGACAUCCAUGUCCUUACUCAAAGUGACGCUCUUCAAGGAAAAGGCAUCAGAGUUAUAGUUGUGGACAAAGAUAAGAAAAAGCUUUCUGAGGAUUACUUUCCAGGAAAGGACAGUUCUGCAGGAGAUAUUGUCCUCCAACUGAGCAAAGACCCAGAAGCACAAAAACAGACAUUCGCAGAACGGCUUGCUGGUGAAACGAGGCCCUACAGCGGACAUUUCGACAUUGUGAAGCCAGAUGGCGCUGUGAUUCCAGUGAACUCUGCAGAUAUGAACUGCUUCUAUCAUGCUGUGGUCCAGGCCACCAGCUGCAGUACUGCUGACCACAAACAGAGGGCAGUGCAGCUUCGAAGUGAAGUGAAGCAUCUGAUGCUUCAGGACACAGCCAAGUACGCAGCAGCUGUGAACCUGCAGAGAGGAUAUGAAGAAACCCACAGAUACCUGGAUAAAUACAUCAUCAGUGGAGGAGGCAGGAAGACGCAGCAGGCCAGCAGAAAAGACUACAAUGACAAACGAAACACAACAGACAUGCACGAUUUACAGGAGCAUGAGGCCGAUCUGAUAAAAACCUACGACCUGGGUUUGGUUGGAAGGUUUGAUGACAUCAAGGGCCUGCGGAGGACGAACAGACCCAAUGCUGAUAACAACAACCAGAGCUGUCCUGUGAAUGCAGACCACAUCCCACCUAUCAACACCUUCCAGAAAGCUCAUGAGAUGCUGCAGAAACCCGAGAACGAAGCCCUGAGGAACAGGCUGGAAACAAGCCAGCCUAAGCUUUACGCCAUGAUUGAUAAAACCGGAAAGCGUGGGCUCUGCAGAGAGGUUCUCACCAAACAUCACAAGCAGGCACUGACCACCGGAAACAGCAAGGGCUCCCACAGAAUCAGGGAAAAGCUAGCUGAAGUUCUGAUUUCUGGUGAUGCUCAUAAAGCGAUGAAGAUGUCCUUAAUAGCGGCCAAUCCAGAGAUGUCGGAGUCUCUUCGGAGAGAUGCAGGAAUUUAUCAGCAAAACAAAAGACCUGAUGUCAUGUCCACCAAAGCAACCAGGACAUAUCAUGGCAUUGGAGACAGACUGCUGUUGGAUAAAUACUGUGAGAUGGGAGUCAUCAAUCAGAGCUCUAAGGAUGAUCUUCAUCAGUGGACAAAGUCGCAGCUUUACUCCAGGAAUUCAGCAGAAUAUCAUGAACUGCUGGAAGUGCUGAAGCCGUCUGCGAAACACCAGAAAGACCUUUAAAUGUACAUUUAUUUAAAUAUUAACACUUUUCAUCCUGAUUUCUUUUAAUGAACCAUUUUCUGUUGCUCCACUCAUUCAGAUGAGACUGGAAGCAGGAGUUUGGUUGAACUGGUAAUGAUUCCAUGCAACCAGAACUCUGAGACAGAGGAAGGUCUGGAGCAAAGGACAGCAUGACAACAUGAAUCAAAUGUUUGCUUAGGAAAUAACUUAAUAUUUAAAUCACAAGAGGAACAUUUGUAUUUAAAUGUGAAUGACCACCCUGCUGCUGGAUCGACCUGCAGACUUCUGAAGUCUCCUGAUUCUGGUUCUGGAUGCAGGACCAGAACCAAACAUGGAGAAGCAGCAUUCAGCUUCUAUCCUGCACAGAUCUGAGAUAAACUUCCAGAAAACUGAGAAACAGCUGAAACACCGAGUUCCUUUGAAUCCCUAAAGGCAGCUGGUUAGAGGUGAUUUUAACUGGAACAUCGACCAACAUCCUGAUGUGGAACGGCAACACUUAGUGAAAUUUAAGUGUCAUUACAUUUGUGUUUUAGGGCUGUUGUAAACGAAUACUUUAGUAAUCGAGUAAUCUAUUGAUUAUUCUUACGAUUAUAAGUAAUCAGAUAAAAAAAUUUUAAUAAAACAUUGGUAAAUCUAACAUAACAGCAGUAUUACUAUCGCAUAUCAAUAUCAGUCCAAUUUUUCACAUUUGAACAUCCCCAAGAAUAACUUUUCUAUAGUUUAGAAAAUUAAUUUGUAACAAUAAUAGCUCACUUUCUAAGUUAACCUGAAGAAAAGUUAUACAAAAAUCUGAAAUUAUAUUCAGUUUAAUGGAAAAUUUUAUGAUGUGCCCCUCACCCCUUUUGUGCUUUCGAUUGUGUCUGAUGAUGAGAUCAUGUGUCUGCAUGAGCUUAUCAUGAGAUUAGUCAAGCUGCUUUCCUAUAGACUUCUACAGUGCCAUAUAACAGCAGGGGAUGCCUUGAUUCUGGAGACUUGCCCAGGGGACUUAUCUCCCCUCUUUAGUAUGAAAGAACAAACCCCUAUCCUUAACAAUAGACAAAUGGCCAGACCAUCUGGGUUGGAAUCCCUGGUACAUCACAAUCAGGGAUUCACACCUAUUGUCCAAUCAAGUCUCUUUUCUCUGACCAGAACCUAUAAAAGUUAGCCAGAUCCACUGUUAGAGCAGACUUGAUAGACUGCUUGACUCUGUAUUUCUGUUCUCACCUUGCAAGGUUUUAAUAAAUUUCCUAUUUCUUCGUAUCCAGACUCUUAAUUUUUUCCAAGACACAAAGAGGCAGGCUCUUUAUUAUACUCAAAUAGCCUGCCUAAAAAUUCUAUUUCUAUAAAUAAACUAAGCAUACUCCAGCUUUUCGUUUAUGUAUUCAUCUUCAGUGAGUUUAACAGAUGAACUCUCACCUCGCCCAGACAUUUAUAGCUUUGUGUUCAUGUUAGCAAUGGGAUUUGAUACCUGCAUUAGUCACACACAUAAUGAACUCAUCUACCAGCUACGUGCCACCACGAUGCGCUCCGCCAUCCAUUUGUUGCGACCAGGAUGAUGUGAAAUUUAUUUUUCGGUUAGUCAGUAAACCAAAGUACAGCCGCCCACAGAGUUCGGUCUAUCCGCUCACCUGUAUAAAUAAUCCCGCCGUGUUCUUCUCCACCAUUAGCUCUGAACCGGCCACCAAGCAGCAGCUCCGGGAGGAGAAAAUGCCGUACUCCAAGCAUCGCUUCCGUCAUUUUAAGGAUGUUUAUUGGUCCCCCGAAAAACUACAAAAACCCGGACAUUAUCAUGAAUCAGUAAAAUCCCCAUGGUCCGAACUUGAAAACUGGACGUUAUGCUGCUAGCACUUAACUUUCGUCAACAACUCAAGCGGAAGUGAGAGCGCUGUGCAACACAAAUAAUGAUCCGGGGGGAACACGAUGCAUUAAAUCAGGGGUCCCCAAGCUGCGGCCCGCCUUCUCAUUUGGUCCGGUCCCCUGAACAAUACCAGAGAGCAUUCGGUGUUUUUUUUUCAUAUAUAUGUGGAUUUUUCUUCAACCACCAGGGG